UAUGUGCACAUAAUGGGAGUCACAAUAGUGUGAAGUGUCUUUUGGAUAUUAUGCUCUAGUGAUGCACUUCAAUGUGCAUAUUACUGCAUACUGCAGAUCCAAAUCUGAACUCAUGGAUAUGGGUUAAUGAAAAUGGUUAUAAUCAUUGUUUUUGGACUUAAUCAGGGGGCUUCUAAAUUUGUCCUGUUUUUUUCCCCAAUGAUAGUGUAACAUUGCGAGACAGUGCCACCUGUUGGAUACACAGGGUACCAGCUUAAUUUUAUUUAUUUAUUUAUUUAUUUUGUACUGGCACCGGCCAUGUGUAAGGCACUUUAAAACAUCAAAGCACAAUGACAUAGGCUAUCUAUCUAUCUAUCUAUCUAUCUAUCUACUGCUCCUUAAUACAUCAAAGAAGUUCACCAACCGCUGGGACGUACGUGCGAGAUGUAAAACUAUAUGUUUUUGCACAAAUAAAUCACGGGGACGCAUUCAAAAUAUACCCUAGUGAAAGCUUCCUGAGCAAACAGCAGCGCAGGAAGUGUUUUGCAAGAUUGCCAUGGCUCUGCGGUGACAACUGGACUGUUUUUACACCUUCCUUCUAAAUAAGGAAGCGGCCCGUCAGGCAUAUGACCCCUGCCGGUGUCCAAUUUGGGAGCUGCCUGAGAGCCCAUCACGUCCUCAAGUUCUCCUGUGAGGUCUCACUCUCCCCGGGAACCUCGUGUGGAUUGACAGCGAUAGAUAGGGCUGGGAGUCAAUUCCAAAAAAGAAUCGAUUCUUCGGUUCCAAAGCGUUGGGAAUCGAAAGUCGACUCCAAAGCUUGGAGUCACUUUGCCGUCGAGUUUUUCGAAAGAAUCAAGAACAUUAGUCGGGAAUCGACUCUUGGAAUCGAUUCCAACAUUUCUGGAAUCGAAUAGCCAUAGCGAUAGAUUGUUGCCUGUGGUGCAGAGUAUUGCUGGCUGGCACUCAACUUUUCUUUGCCCACCCCCUCCGUUCUGCACUAGUUGACAGGGCAGCAGCAGUGUGAGGUCAGCGUGAUGUCAUCUUGAAGGUGAGUGAUGUCAUCCUGAAGAUCUCCCCGGCAAGGUGAGCUUGCAUUUUGGCGAGUGUGUGGUGCUCCCCACGCCAGCGUUUGCCCAUCGGGAGAGGUGAAACAUGGUAAUCAUCAGCACCUUCACCACCACCGCCACCCGCUCAAGCUCAGCCGCCCUGCUCUUCUCAUCUACCGAGGGGCUUAUUGCGUUACACGCUCGCAGCCACGACCUGCCUUCCCAAAAUAAGCCCCUGCCACCAUGUCGAAAGAAGAAAAACAAGAGUGGUAUUUUUAGGGUCAUUAAUUUUGACCACGUGCCCCGAGGGUAAACCGGAUGACCACUGCGCAAAGGCUCCUCAUCAGUAUGUGCGAGACCAGCGGGCGCUGGACGUGGAUUGGGACUGUGCUGCUAGGCUUUCUGCUCGGGAUAGCGUCCUCCUACCCCACCUCGGACAGGACUAAUGCAACUUCACUGGAGAAAAGGUGGGAGACGCUCUUUUCCCGCUCCGUUUUGGGCAUCUCGGUGGAGAAAUCGGACCUGAACUGGGAGAGCGACUAUUUGCUGGGCAUCAAGAGAGUGCGGAGGCUGUACUGCAACGUGGGCAUCGGGUUUCACCUGCAGGUCCUGCCAGACGGAAGGAUAAGCGGUGUACAUAAUGAGAACCAGUACAGUCUAAUAGAAAUCUCAACGGUAGAGAGAGGAGUCGUUAGUCUAUACGGCGUGAAAAGCGAGCUGUUUGUCGCAAUGAGCAGCCGCGGGAGGUUAUACGGAACGAGGGUCUUCCGUGAUGAGUGCAAGUUCAAGGAGACACUGCUGCCCAACAAUUACAACGCAUACGAGUCUUCCAUUUACAAGGGCUUUUAUAUUGCCCUUAGCAAACAUGGCCGCUUGAAGCGAGGCUACAAGGCUUCUCCAGCAAUGACUGUCACACAUUUCCUCCCACGUUUAUGAGCAAAACUGGCAAUAAUACAAUGAUUUGCACAUGCUGGAUGUUCUCGUAGGUAACCUAAACAUGCGCACGUGAGAAGAGGUGAACUGCAAAGAACAGAAGUAACACUUAACACAGUAUUUAUUCUCGUUGAAAUAAUAUAUGUAUAUUUCGGUAGCUUACUUUAUGUCUGAACUUUGUGUAAAUGCCAUUCUUUGCUGCUUAUGAUUUCUACUAUGAAUAUCUGAGAGACAAGGAACUUUCUUUUUUUGCUCUCACUUUAUGGGUGCUUGCCAUAACCAGUGUAAACCUUACCCUGUCAUUAGAAUGACUAACAUCAUCAUCUUUAAGAAGUGAAAUGGAUCCUUUUUAUUACCUCAAAGAGCCCUGUAUGCACUGGCAAAAAGUGUAAAAGGGGGGAAAAAUAUCAGUUUACUCUGAUCUCCAUUUGCUCCACCAUUUUACAAGGGAGAUGAAAGCACUUAUUUAACUGCAAUUAUUCAUUAUUAGGUGGUGCCUUAGCUUCAGAUUUUAGUUCCUUUUACUUGCAUGCAAGGGAGAACUGUGACGCUCUACCCCAGUUCCUAAAAGUCCAGAAGUUCAUUUGGUUUUUUCGUUCCAUAUUUACAGUAAAUCAAUAACUCAAUGAGACUCGUAGACUUGGAGGUUAGAGACUACUUGCAUGCAUCCUUAUUAGGAGUUAAAGUCAAAGAGGGCCAUUUUACACCUCAUGCAAUGUCAGAGUUUGACUGAAAGUCUUUCUGUGGACGAAUAGUCUUGAAAGGUUUGGGUGCUUCCAUUUGAAUUUUUUUAUGUCCAGUAAAUUUUGCACUGGAGUAAUAUUCUGUUUGUGAAAAUUGAUCAAGCUAGUGAUAUCCAUUAAAUUGCAUUAAUCUUGAAUUAUGUGGCAAGGUUAUAUGAUAGAGUAGCUGUUUUGCUCAGUGAUAAGGAAAACGUUCAUUUUAUACAGUAUAUGAAAUGGCACAGUUUCUUUUAUCUGGCGUGCUCUUAUACUCUUCUUGGUUUUGUAUCAUACAUAUUUAUUAAUAACGGACUGUGGUGUCUAUGUCUUACCCUUUAUAAGACAGUGACUAAUCUCCAAUGAGGUGUUGGCAAUUUGAUUUCACCAACAUUUUGACUGCAUACUUGAACUCCAACUCGACAAUUCUUUGGAAUGUAAAAACCAAUGCAACUGUCUUAAUCUGUUUCACAUAACAUAAUCUGCUCAUUACGUUAUGUUUGAAUACCAGGCCGAAAUACCUGAGCACACUCUUCAAUUUCGAAGUCAAUUGAUUUUGUCUAGAGAAUCUAGAAGUCAGACUUGAAGAAUUUGAACUCAGUAUAUUCAGUAUUUUUAGGCAUACACACGAUGUCGGCCCACCCUUGUGUAGUACUCUAAUUAAAAUUGUACCAAAUUAUUUCAAAAUAUUUGCUUAAAGGCUAAGGCUUACAUUUCCGAAGAGUAGAAUUCCGUUUUUAAUCAUCUUCCAUUACGGUUCAUCAUUUUACUUGAAGUUGCAGCUCAGACUUCAACAAUUGAGAUCUCUUUUUUACAACUGUCUAUAUCUUUGCGUAUCCUUUGUGCAUAAGUCAUGUUAGAAAGGUUUGCAGUAGAAAAUAUAUUGACAUACCUUGCUUUGUCUUGCAAUAUUGGUUCUGCCCUUGAAAUUAACAUUUUGAGUUGUCUAAAUGCUACAAAGGAGAGGGACAUUAUUUUUAUGACAGUUAUGGCUGGGAUGUUUGAGUCAGGUACACUGAUAUUUAGAAGGUAAAAUAAUAUGCUAAUAUUAAUAAUAAUAUGACUUUUCCCUAAAGCAAAAUCAAAACAAAAUUGCUAUGGUCACAUUUUUAUGUCCUGAAAAAAGUAAUCAAGGGAGAUUUUAACUUUAUUACGUUAAAAAUAUGAACUAUAUAUUAGUUGUUGGAUCUUGAAGAAUCUUGACAUGGAUUUAAAAUUCUUUGUACCCCAAAUAUAGGCAUGCAAUGUGAUUGCUUUAAUGAAAUUAUCACAAAUUACUGCUAUUUAUGUAUGUGAUGUUAAUUUAUUGAUAUUUAUCUCCACUAUACCCUUUCUUGACACUUAUCUGAAUAGAAUUUUGCAUGGUUUUUAAUGCAAAAAUGUUGGACAGAAAUGUUGUAUCUAGAAGUUAUGCCCUCUACUGCUUUCUAUUAAGUGCUUAUGCAGAAACAUCUAUUUCUUAUGUAAGUUCCACCAGAGUUUUAUUGUACUGUAUUUUGUCUCCAGCUAUGAAAUGGCCCCAUUUGUGGUUUGAAAGAUGAUUGUGAGAAAGGGGUGGUGCAUGUACAGUAUAUGUGUGUGUUAUUGUAUGUAUGCAGCCUUUAUGUUCUUUCUCUGUUUUGUAUUCCUGCACUGAGGGGCAGACACCCCCUCCAAAUUCCCCUCCUAUUUUCUAACAUAUACCUCACCUUCUGCCUUAGUUCCAAUUUGUUGAAAUGAUUGUACGAUUUUUUGGAGACAAAAAUUUUUUGCCAAUCAUUUUGUUCUCUGUAAAAAAAAAGUAAAAAACAAAAAAAAGGAAUAAGAAUUCUAAUAUAUAAAGAAAAUGUUUCCUUUUAUUUUUAUACAUAUGUGCUGUGCACAGCAGCCAACUGUAUUACUGAAAUGAAAAUAAAAGGUUGUUUUAUA
Myxocyprinus asiaticus (Chinese sucker) is the source of this 4585-nucleotide messenger RNA. Its product is annotated as fibroblast growth factor 4B-like. Gene Ontology annotation, biological process: positive regulation of cell population proliferation; positive regulation of gene expression; regulation of cell migration. The transcript is spliced from 3 exons. The record is from RefSeq and is a predicted model, not a curated record. Gene Ontology annotation, cellular component: cytoplasm. Gene Ontology annotation, molecular function: fibroblast growth factor receptor binding; growth factor activity. The coding region runs from base 1344 to 1961 and encodes 205 amino acids. NCBI's taxonomy places the organism in Eukaryota, Metazoa, Chordata, Actinopteri, Cypriniformes, Catostomidae.